Linum tenue is the source of this 1279-nucleotide messenger RNA. The record is from the annotation of a GenBank genome assembly. NCBI's taxonomy places the organism in Eukaryota, Viridiplantae, Streptophyta, Magnoliopsida, Malpighiales, Linaceae.
UUUUUUUGGACGGAAGAUUUCCCCUCUUCCUCGCUGCCGAUUGACAAAAAGGGAAACCAUCUUGAACUAGAAGCUCCACCGAUUUCCACAAUCAAGUUGGAUCUCUCGCUGUUGCUUGGUUCAAAUCUUGAAGGGGUGGAGAAAAGACCUAGCCGGAGAAGAUUUGUCAUGGAGACGGGGAUUCCCGAUAGAUCCUGCACCGGUUCCGGCCGACGCACCGCCGACGCCAAAGAGAUUCCGGGGCCAUCUGGAGCCUGGACAAAUGAGAAGCACCACUUGUAUCUUCAUUCAUUAGAAGCAUCAUUCCUCGAGCAAUUGCACCAAUCCAUCAGCUUGCGUGGCUGCUUGCGGAAGGUUGAUUGCAGGCCAUAUUCAUCCAGACAAGCCAAAGAUUGUAAUUCGUUGCAGCAGGGUACUUUUCAAAGAGAUAGCAAGCAAAAGAUCAACUGUGAAGGAGACGAGGACUUGUUCGAGAGCACUUGUGAUUCCCAUUUUGUAGAAGGAAGUCCUCCAUCGAUGCAUCAUGAUAUAUCCGAGGACUCGGAGCAUACAACAUCUAGUGAUCUCCACACUGCUUUUGGUAAAGAGGGGAAACGCAAGAGGAAUGAGUUGCCUGUUUCCCCUGCAUCAACACAAAGUUCGAGUGACACCAGUUUCUUAGAGGUUUCAGAUCAAAACUUCGCGGGUGAUGAUGAUGCUGUAUAUAAGUCGAGCCCGGCAUCCAGAUUCAAGAGGUCAAAGACGGAUGGACCAAGCGAUCAUUUUUCGGCAUUUCGCAAUACUGAAGACAUCACCUGAGCCGAGCUUCCAACUCGAAGAACGAUGCAUAUACAUCAUGGCUCACUUCCAUAAGGGCCUCGAAAGCUGAAGAACUCUGUUCAAAGAUUCCUUUAUCGGCAAUGUCCCACGAGCUAAGCUCCCUACAAUGUCUCUACUAUUUUCAGGGUAUGAACAACGAGCGCGCGGCAAUUCGAUAGGCACUCAAUUUGCACUUCUUUCCCUUUCAGAGCAGUUUUGUAGGUUCUUUUGUUCAAUAUAAUACAGAGAGAAACAUGGAAGAAACACACGUAGUAGGCUUAGAAGUUAGGAGCUGGAUUUGUGGCACUAAUGUAUAUAUGCCAAUACAUUGGGCCAUAGGUUCUUCUACGCUUAUACUUCCGUAAUGUGUAGCCUGGUUUCUUUGUAACGAAGUCUAUGAAUAUUGGUGAACACAGAUUCUUACCAUUUUGUAAGAAGCGCCUAUGAACAACGAUUGAACACAAUUCAUUUCAUAUGGAUA